AUGACCACCGUCAUCGACGUCCUCAAAUCCAUGCGCAAACACGCAGAAGAAGACAACCGCAACACCACUAGCAGCGCGGCGGAAUCCUCCUCCCCACCGCGCAACGACAACGACCUCGGCGCCGUCACCCUCGAAACCGCACUCACCCCGCUCUGCCACGACGCGUACCUGCAGCGCCGCAUCCUCCCGCUCGGCCCGCUCGACCAAGUCCAAGUCCGCAAGAACACGCCGCGCAUCUUCUGCUUCCCCAUGCCCGACCAACGCCAGUCGACCGUCUCCGCCGCGACGAUCGCGCUCCGCCUCGCCGUGCAGAAGACGUUGGCGCGCUGGCCGUGGCUGGGCGGGACCGUGGUGCCCGUGGGAUAUGACGGAUGGGGGCCGGCGAUGAAGGAGGAGGACAAGAAGAGGCUCGAGAUCCGCUACACGGUGCCGCCGCUCGACGCCGUCAUGGUCGAGGGCGGUGGCUGUGGCGUCUUCUCGGCGAAGGUUUGGAGCGAUUUCACGCCGUAUGCGAGGCUGGCGGCGAGGGGGAUGCCGCCGAAGGUCCUGGAUUGCAGGCAGUUGAUGAUGAGGGAUGAGGGGGUGGUGGUCGAUACGGGGUUGCCGGCGCUGCGCGUGCAGGCGAACUUCAUUCCGGGCGGGUUGCUGCUUGCGGUUAUGGAUGCGCAUCCGGCUGUUGAUGGGGUUGGGGGCCAGUUGGUUGUGGAGGAGCUGGCGAGGUGUUUGCGGCCUGGUGCGGAGACGAUGGCGGCGGAGGAGGGGAGGCGGGUUGGUGCCGCUGCUGGCGCCCGCGAUGACAACAACUACAUGGUUAGCAACAACGCUCGCGGAAGCCAAGGCGCAAACGCUGCGGCCGGCCUACAGUCGACGCCGACCGUCCCCGAAUUCGAGCUCCCGGACCCCGAACCUCCAGUAACCAGCAGCAAGGAUGCCAGUAUCAGCGCCGGCAACCCCAGCGCCCGCAUCCUGACCAUCCGCGCUGCGACCAUCACUUCCCUCAAGGCUGCCGUCAUGGCGGAACUGCAAGCCACCGCGGCACCAGGCGCCUUCGUCUCGACGCACGACGUGCUCAGCGCACUCAUCUGGACCGCCACCAUGCGCGCCCGGGCGCCACGUCUGCUACACCAACAAGACAACACCCAGAACGAGGACUCCAACCCGCACGACCUCCUCACCCGCUUCUGCACCCCCGUCGACGCCCGCGCCAAGCCGAAAGCCUCCCCACUCAUCGCGCCCACCUACCCCGGCAACGCCGUCGUCUUCGCCUUCGCCACCAUGCCCAUGGCCGAGCUACUCCUGCUCGGCGACGAUGCCGCCGACGCCAACGCUGCCACGGAAACCACCACCAUCACGCUAACGCGCACCACAACGACCACCACCACCACCAUCGGCGAGCACAUCGACUCAACCACCUCCCGUACGCGCGUCGCGAAAGCGAGCACGACGACGUCCGUCACCGCGCUCGCGCGCGCCGCGCUAGCCAUCCGCCGGGCCAUCAGCGCCGUCGACGGGGAUUUCGUGCAGCACAGGGUCGAGGCGUGGAGCGGCUUGGAUGAUCCGCGGCAGCUGCUUGCGACGCUGGGGGCGAAGAUGGAUUUGCGGGAGACGGGGGUGUUUGUGACGAGCUGGGUUGGGUUCGGGGCGGAUGUGGAGUGGAGCAUUCCCGGGGUGGCUGGUGCGGAACAGCAGCAGGGAGUGAAGGCGGCGUGUGUGCGGAAGCCGUGGUGUGAGGGGGAGGGGGGCGUCAAUGUGAUGCCGCGGAGGGGGGGCACGAGGGGUGGGGAGGAGGAUUGGGAGGUGUUGGUCAGGCUGGGGGAGAGGGAUAUGGAGAGGUUUUUGGAGAUGUUGGGGGGUGUGGUUGUCAGGGUUGUUGAGUAG
Messenger RNA from Lasiodiplodia theobromae, 1878 nucleotides. Its product is annotated as Trichothecene 3-o-acetyltransferase. Gene Ontology annotation, molecular function: acyltransferase activity, transferring groups other than amino-acyl groups. Lineage: Eukaryota; Fungi; Ascomycota; Dothideomycetes; Botryosphaeriales; Botryosphaeriaceae. The transcript has a single exon. The record is from RefSeq and is a predicted model, not a curated record. Bases 1 to 1878 code for a protein of 625 amino acids.